Alosa sapidissima (American shad) is the source of this 2072-nucleotide messenger RNA. It is a transcript of the gene kmt5ab, whose product is annotated as lysine methyltransferase 5Ab. The record is from RefSeq and is a predicted model, not a curated record. Gene Ontology annotation, molecular function: protein binding; histone H4K20 methyltransferase activity. The coding region runs from base 199 to 1149 and encodes 316 amino acids. The transcript has 8 exons. NCBI's taxonomy places the organism in Eukaryota, Metazoa, Chordata, Actinopteri, Clupeiformes, Clupeidae.
AGAUUUUUAAAUAACCAGGAAGUAAGAUAAUCUGGAGUGUGUGGACCACCAGAAAGAACAACGUUAUUGAGGCAGGGUGAAUAUUUGAGAAAUUUUAAGAACAGCGGACAAAUUAUAAAUUCAGAGUAACGUAAAACCCCAAGUUAGGUGAUUUAAGUAGGUUAUUUCUAGAAACCAGGCAACAUUUAACACACCAGAAUGGCGAGAGGGAAGAAAAAACAACUCGCAGUCAGUAAACCUGAAGACACCCGUAAAGUCGUGAAAGGAACCAAAGAAAACAAACCAGAAACCAAUGAGACUCCUGUGUGUCACGGUCAAACUACUAUGCACAGUUUCCUCAGCCCAAAAAAGACGCGGUCUCCUCUCCGCCAGAGUCCUCUCACCUUGCUACAUGAAGAGAAUUCCACUUCAGCCUCUAUUGCUCCAAAGGACGGCGUUAAACAGGGAGAAGCGAGACAGAAUCUGAGCCAUCCCAACACUACAGUCACACUAGAGGCAACAAGCUUUCCCGUUGCAGAUGAAGACAAAUCACCUGAUGCACCAUCUCUGCCCACACAAAAGAACAAGAGCAACAUCACUAGGACUAACAUGAAAAAACCAGAGAGAAGUGAUUCCCAGCGGAACACAAAGGUCACAGACUAUUACCCCAUCAGGAGGAGUUCCAGGAAGAGCAAGACUGAGCUAAAGAGUGAAGAACAGCAGCACAUAGAAGAACUGAUAAAGAACAAUGUGGAGGAAGGACUGGAGGUCAGGCACCUGGAAGGAAAGGGGCGAGGUGUGUUUGCCUGCAAAGAUUUUCGAAAGAGUCAGUUUGUGGUUGAGUAUCAUGGUGACCUUGUGGAGAUGGUGGAGGCCAAGAGGAGAGAGGUGAUGUACGCACAGGAUCCCACCACUGGGUGCUAUAUGUACUACUUCCAGUUCCUCAGCAAAACCUAUUGUGUUGAUGCUACGAUGGAGACUGACCGUCUAGGUCGCCUGAUUAACCACAGCAAGAGUGGCAACUGCCAAACCAAACUCCACAGCAUCGGAGGCACCCCACAUCUCAUCCUGGUGGCAUCGCGGGACAUCCGGUCAGGAGAGGAGCUGCUGUAUGAUUACGGGGACCGCAGUCGAGAGGCAAUUGCAGCCCACCCCUGGCUCAAGCAGUGACCCUGCCCUUAAUCUAAACAUUGCCUCAAUCCUCUGGGUGCAUCAACAUCUUCUCCAAGGAGGCAAUUAAGAACUGGCUUGCCUUUUCCUGAUCUUUCACCCAAACAAGGUGGCUUCCUCACUGGUAGGUUCCUAAACAAGACCCAAUCCGUUCAGGAGGAAGAGAAGUUGAAAGGACAAACGACACUGGUGAAUAGUAGCAGUGAAUGUCAAAUUGACACUUUAUCUUAAGCCCUUGUUUGGAGGCAAAAGGUAUGAUUUUAUAGUUUUAUAGUUUGUCAGUGAUGAUUGAAUUGUACAGUGGGUUGGUUGCACACUGUUCCUUCUGGAUGGGGAGAACUUACAUGGGCAGUGGAUGGCUUUACAGGUAACCUAGUCACCACACGCCAUAUAGUAGUUCUAAAGAACUAACUGACUACUACUAGGUCAAUUGAAAACGUGACUCCUUAUGCUAAUUUUUUUUUUUUUUUUUAAAGUGUCUGUGUGUGGGCUGUGUUCAAUUGUACAUACUGGCUUUUUUUAAUCUAAAGAUUUUUAUAUGAAAAAAAGUGAUAUUUUGUAGUGUAUGAGCAGAGUUGCAGCAAGAGAAUCUUUGAAUCUUUUUUCCUCCCCUCCAGCAGUAGCUCAGUUGUGAUGUUCUAUGAAAUAAUUGCCCAUCUCUGACAGAGGGCAUGAGAAAGUGCUCUUUUAAAAGUUUAUUUUUAACAACAAAUGACACAAACAUUAGUAUUUUCUUAAAACUAGGGGUUUGUACAAAUUGUAUAGGAAAUGUUACAGCUAAACAGAGCUCUCAUACUGUUAAACAACCCUAUUACUAAAGCUUGAAAAACACCAUUUUCUUAUUUUAUGUAAAUAGUAUCACACAGUGAAUACAGUGUAACUAUUUGUUGCUGUCAAUAAAAUACAACUGUAUAGAAGCUUCA